Parnassius mnemosyne (clouded apollo) is the source of this 1593-nucleotide messenger RNA. Lineage: Eukaryota; Metazoa; Arthropoda; Insecta; Lepidoptera; Papilionidae. The record is from the annotation of a GenBank genome assembly.
AUGGCAACUGUGUCGAUACAGCAAGGAAAAUUGAAAGGUGGAAAAUCACAAAACGAUAAUGGAUUUCAAUACUACGAGUUCUUGGGUAUACCAUAUGCAAAGCCACCUGUAAGAGAAUUAAGAUUUAAGAGUCCCCAAUCACCAGAAGCAUGGGAAGGCGAAAGAGAUGCCACAGUUGCCAACAAAGAGAAUACAGCAAUGCAAAUGGAUAUGAUUGGUGGUAAAGUUACGGGAAGCGAAGACUGUCUUUAUCUUAAUGUCUAUACCCCAAUUCUGCCCCAUGAAAAAUCUAAGCUGCUCCCUGUGAUGGUGUAUAUACAUGGCGGCGGAUUUGUAUUUGGAAAUGGAAUAUUGAAAAGUGAAAUUGGUCCAAAUUUCCUUAUUGAACACAAUACAGUAAUAGUUACAAUUAACUACAGGCUAUCCGUCUUAGGAUUCUUGUCGUUAGAUAUCCCGGAAGCAGCAGGUAAUAUGGGCCUUAAAGAUCAGGUUAAAGCUCUUCAAUGGGUUCAAAACAACAUAUGUUAUUUUGGUGGCGACAGAGAUAACGUUACUAUAUUCGGUGUUAGUGCUGGUGCUGCAUCUGUGGAAUACCUAAUUGUUUCACCAAUGGCAAAAGGACUUUUUCAUAAGGCUAUCCUUCAGUCUGGUUCUUGUCUUAACCACUGGACAGUUAACUACGAAAUCAAAAAUUUUGCAUAUCAACUCGCUGAAAAGUUAGGCUUUAAGGGAUCCAAAGAUGAUAAUGUUGCUAUUCACAAUUUUUUACUAAAUACGCCCGGAAACGAUUUAGUCGUUACAGCUUUUCAAGUCUCCGAAGAAUAUAGGGCGAAAAGACUUUUCUUUGGAUUUGUUCCAACGAUCGAAAAGGAUUUCAAUAAUGGAGAGGCUUUCCUAACUGAAAAACCUUACCGUUUAUUAAAACAAGGAAAAUUUAAUCAUGUACCCGUUAUUAAAGGUUUCUGCGAUAAAGAAGGUUACUUAAUGAAUAUGAUGAAGCCGAAAGUAAUCUUAAAUGUUUUGGAAAAACGGAAUUUUCUUGAAUCUUGGUCUUUUAGUUUAGAUACAGAUGAUAAUACCAAAUACAGCGCAAAGCUCUUACAAGCCUAUUCAGAGAACACUCAACCUGAAGAUGACCAAGAUAAGCUCGCCGUAGACUUUUUUAGCGACCUUGAAUUUGUAUCAGGUAUUUGGGUGUCCGGAAAAUUAAUGGCUCAAAGAGGUGUGCCCGUACGUCUUUAUGAGUUUUCAUAUGAUGGAAAACUCAACCUUUUUAAGCUCUCUUUUGGUAUCAUGAGAAAAGGUGCAGCCCAUGGCGACGACAGAGGUUAUGUUUUAAGCAGAGAAAUAACGCACAAAGCAAAUGAGGAUGAUCUUAUAGUAAGAAACACUAUGAGCAAAAUGUGGACAAACUUUGCUAAAUUUAGUUCCCCUACCCCUGAUGGAAAUCUGGAUAAUUUAGUAGAAUGGCCUUUAUUUACGGAAAAGGAUCCAGUUUACUUGAGUAUUAACAAGGAAAUCAAAGUGAAAAGCAACUACAAACCAAAUAAAAUGGCAAUUUUCGAAGAAAUCUAUGAAAAAUAUGAGAAAUAA